Molecule: messenger RNA, 1851 nt
Organism: Clupea harengus (Atlantic herring)
Lineage: Eukaryota; Metazoa; Chordata; Actinopteri; Clupeiformes; Clupeidae
Product: protein THEM6
Source: RefSeq, a predicted model, not a curated record
CAGGAAGUAGCGUUUCGCAGAUUAUUUUCAUUCUGAAACCGGCUUCGUCGCCUUCUGCUGCAGCUGUCUGUGACCCAGUGUCAGGUCUCCGCGAAAGUGAAAACAUGCUGGUGUGGGUACUCUCUGGUCUGCUUCUGCUGUUUGGUAGCCUGGAUGUGUGGUACUUCCUGAGAGGCCUCUUGAUGAUUGUGAAAUCCUUAUUCCAGAGCCCUUUAAAAGAUAUCACUGCUGAACACGUCAUAGAGGGCAAGGUGCUCCCCCAUGACAUAGACUACAUGGGCCACAUGAAUAAUGCCCGAUACUUGAGGGAGUGCGACUUUGCCAGGUUCUCCUAUUACACCCGCAACGGGUUGUUCAUGGCCGCUCGGGCCAUGAAGGCCUCGAUGGUGGUGGGAGCGAGCACCAUCCGUUACCGCCGCUCCCUGGCCCUGGGCGAGGCCUUUGAGCUUAGGAGUCGCAUCAUGACCUGGGACGAAAAAUCCUUCUUCCUGGAGCAGCGGUUCGUGUCCAAGAAGGAUGGCUUUCUGUCAGCGGUCAUGUUCUGCAGGCAGAACGUCGUCCGCAGUAGCCCUGAGAAGAUCCUGGAGCACCUUUGCAAGAGGAAGGUGGAAUGCCCUGAUGUCCCAGAGGAUCUCCAGCACUGGAUAAACUUUAUCUCUGCCAACAGCCAGGCUUUGAGGGCCGAGAGCGGGCUGGACGAGAAGAGCAAGUGAGGGGGAUGAAUAUGUUUUAGCUGAUGCUGAAACCGUGUGUGUGUGCACCCACCCCAGUCCAUCCCAUUGCAUCCUCAACCAUUACAGUGGACAAAAAAAAAUAACCGUGUUUCACAUUCAAAUAUACUGUAUCUAGUAGAAUUACAAAUAUUAUAAAUACAGGAUGAAGAAGAAUGCAAAUGAGCAAGGGAAGAAGACUACAUUUCUGGAGUGAUCCUAAAGGUGCAAUAUGUAGUUUUUCCUCUCAAAAUGCUUUAAGAACUAAAGCUAUGAUGCCAAUCUAAAGGCACAGUGGAAAGUAUCCCUUGAUAUAAAGCUUUGCAUGCAUCUUGUUACAUGAUUCCCUUUGGAAUCGUUUCUUAAUUUUUUGAAUGCAAACAAAUUACUUUCUCUUGUGUCUUUUACUGACAUCAUAGCUGUAGGUCUGAAAGUAGGGGUUCCUUUAGCGGCGGGAACUUCACAUUGCACUUUUAAUGGGAUGGUGGAAGAUGUGACAUGAUUUCAAAAAGGAUCGUUUUAAGAUUGACCAAAGACUCCUCAGCUCAGGGGACCAGAACAAAGAAGCUCGGGAUAAAAGAUGUUACUAUAAACUACUGACCAGACAUGUAUACAUUGGGAUACCGCAUAUGACAUUAUGAUACUUGAAUAUUGUUAUUGUCAUUGGCUUCAAUUUAAUGUAAUUUGCACUGAGACUGAAUGUAGUCAUGAACAGAGUUCCAUAUUUAUUAUUAGAGAUUAUUAGAGACUUGCAGCUCCUAUUAUGUAAUUGUGUAAUACAGUACUGCAAAUGGACUUGAAGUGCUUAAUAUAUUUAUUUUGAAUUUAAGCAUUCGAUUGAUUCACUAUACAUAAUCAAUCCACCCUGUGCUCUGUUUUUGUGUAAUUUAUUUCCCCUGUUUUCUGUGGUUGUGUAUUGUGAAUACCUCUUUAUCAUUUGUAGGAUACCUCCUAUUGUUUGCACAGAACUGGCAUGUUUAUGUAGGCUACACUGUGUAGCUGCGUUCACAUUGGUGAAUGCCCUGGAAAUUUAGCAUGCUGUUGAAGAUACUCUUUUGAACAUGUAUCUUGUGUUUGUUUUGGAAAGGCAUUUGAUGCUAUGAUUUCAGGCGAGGCAAUAAAAUAACUUGUGAACUUGUCA